UCUUUUCCUUGUUGGUCACAACUUUUCUGCUUUUGGUAUUGUUUGUCAUGCCUGAGCCAGCGAAGUCCGCCCCGGCCCCGAAGAAGGGCUCCAAGAAGGCGGUGACCAAAGCGCAGAAGAAGGACGGCAAGAAGCGCAAGCGCAGCCGCAAGGAGAGCUACUCGGUGUACGUGUACAAGGUGCUGAAGCAGGUGCACCCCGACACCGGCAUCUCGUCCAAGGCCAUGGGCAUCAUGAACUCGUUCGUCAACGACAUCUUCGAGCGCAUCGCGGGCGAGGCGUCGCGCCUGGCGCAUUACAACAAGCGCUCGACCAUCACGUCCCGGGAGAUCCAGACGGCCGUGCGCCUGCUGCUGCCCGGGGAGCUGGCCAAGCACGCCGUGUCCGAGGGCACCAAGGCCGUCACCAAGUACACCAGCUCCAAGUAGACUCGCCAAGUAAGCGCCCUCUUACCCAACCCCAAAGGCUCUUUUCAGAGCCACUCACUUUUGCAUAUAAAGAGUUGUAAUAGCAAGGUUCCUCAACUGGCUUUAAAAGCAUGUUUUGUCUUUUUACAGCCCUGUUUCCAUAAGAUGUGAGAACUGUUACAGUAUGAGAUGUUUAUUGGAACUUAUGUUAAUCUUUAGAGCCACAUAGAUUAUGUGAAAUGUGUAUAGUAGGAACUUGGCUAAAGCCCUGAAAGAAUAGUUUUUGUGUGGUUUCUUUAAAUUUUUACUUGGUUCUUUGUUCAAUCAUUAGACUUUAAAAUAAUUUCACACUGGGUGGCUGUAACUUACAGUUGUCUGUGCUUAAGUACAUGUACUUUGGCUAUUUGUUUUCAUUACAAUGCCCACAUUAUAACAACAUAAUUAUAUGUAUUUCACAAAGGCCAACUCGUGCAAUGAGAAAUUAUUUUGCACAGGACACCAAACUGUGAAUGUCAUUCAUCCCAUAAUAGAUGUAAAUUAGGCAUGGGUAUUACUGAACUGCAGAAUUUAAUCAUAGCAUCUAUUGUAGACUGUUUCGACAAUUCUUCAAAUGUACAUUAAAAUGAAUUUAUCAUCCAU
Prionailurus viverrinus (fishing cat) is the source of this 1046-nucleotide messenger RNA. Its product is annotated as histone H2B type 1-C/E/F/G/I. The transcript has a single exon. The record is from RefSeq and is a predicted model, not a curated record. Gene Ontology annotation, molecular function: protein heterodimerization activity; DNA binding; structural constituent of chromatin. Gene Ontology annotation, cellular component: nucleosome. Bases 48 to 428 code for a protein of 126 amino acids. Lineage: Eukaryota; Metazoa; Chordata; Mammalia; Carnivora; Felidae.